Molecule: messenger RNA, 4388 nt
Organism: Dendroctonus ponderosae (mountain pine beetle)
Lineage: Eukaryota; Metazoa; Arthropoda; Insecta; Coleoptera; Curculionidae
Gene: cnc
Product: segmentation protein cap'n'collar
Exons: 10
Coding region: 290-2887 (865 amino acids)
Biological process (GO): regulation of transcription by RNA polymerase II
Cellular component (GO): nucleus
Molecular function (GO): DNA-binding transcription factor activity, RNA polymerase II-specific; RNA polymerase II cis-regulatory region sequence-specific DNA binding
Source: RefSeq, a predicted model, not a curated record
AGGAAUCUGCGUGAACAGGUUUGAAAUAACCUUAGAUUUGCCGGUUUUUGACCUGUCAUCCUAUUUAAAGAUCAGCUGAUGCACUUUUUGUUUACAACGAAUGAGACGCUUUGGUUGCAUCUACAGCUUACUCAAAGUCAAAUUGCUGCUUUAUCUCAGAUCUAGCAACGAAAAUGAUGAUUAACAAACGGAGAUUGGUGCAGUUGGUUCCCUAGUGUUCAAGACAUAAACAUUGUGAAAAACAGUUUUAGGUUAGAUUUGUGUUGUGCCCUGAGUCUCAGAACGUGAAAUGUUGUGCAGAAAGAAAGUUUACAGGGACGAGCUCUUUCAGCUCGCUCUCAUAAUUAGUUUGCUCAGAGUUAAUCGCAACGCGGUGUUUGACAAUGAUAUUCUGAAUGGUGUUAAUGAUGUUGAUAAUGGGACUACUUGGAGGAGCGCCUUAUCUCCUACAGUGCUCAGAAGUCACUACGUAAAUCCCAAAAGUUUGGACUCAGUAUUGCUUAAUUACGAGAGAGAUCUAUUCGCAGACUUAAAUUCACUAGGGCGUUACAAUCGGUGGAACUUUCGGUAUCCUGAUGUUCAUACCUACUUAUUGAACAUUGAUCGCAGUGCUGUUGGUGUUUCACUAAACAAUGACGAGGGUUUACCUUCUAGUGCUCAAAAUUCUACAGAUAGUGAUAUUUCUAAUGUUCUCACACCUCCGCCUGAACCCAAUGGUCCUGAGCUCAGCCAAGAGGAUAUGGAUCUUAUCGAAGUUCUCUGGAAACAGGAUGUGGAUCUGGGUUUUUCCUUGGAGUUAGCCAGACAAGAAGAGCAGCUAAAAGAAAAAACAGCAUUGGAAACCGAAGCAUUGAAAACAGAUUGCGACCCUUCCACUUCAUUACUGUCUGAUGAAGAUGAUGAAGGGCUCAAGGCGGACAAAGAUGAAAAGAUCAAGGAGGAGGAGCCAGAAAGCGAACCUCCAGAAGAAGAUAUUUGGGCUGGCGUUGAUUACACCAUCGACACAGAAACAGGAGAGUAUGUAAUAAAAGGAGAACCCGGGGCUGAGGCUAAUUCUUCAUGCGCCUUAGAAGAUCUUGCCCUACCCCUUCCAGAAUUUCUUCUGGAUGAAGCUUUACGUUUAGUCGCACUAGAAGAUGAAAACUCGCAACAGAAAAACGCCUCUGGGCUUUUAACAGGUCUUGAGGCACUCGAAAAUAGCACCAAGAAGGCCGAUACUUCUGAAUCAACCAAUUCAAGCAGCGACAUUGGAGUCGAUUUUGAUAUAUUUGCAGAUAUGAUUCAGACACCCCAAUUUCACCAUCCUCAUCACCGGGCUGCGUUCCAGAGUCGCAUGCCCUAUGUGCGCACCGUUAGCAUGGAGCAGCGCUGGCAAGACCUGGCAAAUCUGCUAAGUCUCCCCAACCCUGGCGAGAUCCACCCCUUUGGGGCUCACCACGCCCUCCCCAAUUACGGCCACCCUCAUGCGCACGCACACCCUGCCACUACCUACGAUGCCAGGGGUGUACUUUUGCAUAAUGCCACUCUCCCUACACCUAUGGGGGACCUGAAUAGUACCAUGCCCUAUGGAAAUUUAGGAGGAACCAUUAGCAAUGCUGUGGCCACCUCCAUGAACUUAACUAACAGCAGUGAACCAAUGGGAGAACCGAGCUCAGCCCCACAUUACAAGCUGGAACCAUCUAAUGAUAUGAUGUACUACCAGAAUAAUACUGGCUCUGAAUUCUCCAACAAUCAAACUGAUGGGUUCUUGUCCAAUUUGCUGAACGACGAAGACUUGCAGUUGAUGGACAUGGCCAUGAACGAAGGGAUGUACACAAUGCGAAUGCUGGAAAGCAACAAUACUGUGAGCAACAUGAGCAUGAAUAAUACCGCAGUAACAACUAGUGUAUCGAGACAUGAUAUGGAGCGUUUGGAUACGUCCAGUGAUAGCGCUGUCAGCUCUAUGGGGUCCGAACGAGUUCCAUCGCUUUCCGAUGGAGAAUGGUGUGACGCUGGAUCCGAUUCCGGUCACACCACCAAUGGGGAGCCCUAUUCCCAGGAUUAUCAAAACAAAUACCGCCCGUUCGACUACAGUUACUCCAACCGUUUGUCAGAGAAUGCGCGAAUGAACCCAGUUCCCCAGAAGAAGCACCUCAUGUAUGGAAAAAGAUUUCACACAUCGGGUUUCUCAGAAUACCGAGACCCUACCAACUCCUUCCAGCAAGAGAAUUCGACUUCCAGGGCCAAAGUGCCCGAAAUCAAAUACUCUUGCUCUGCUGAGUUCACCCACCUGCCUCGAACUGUGGACCACAUUCAGCACAAUCAUACCUACCAUUUGCCAGCUGAGAAUUCUGGUCCGAUGCAACGGCCUGUUUCGCGAGAUAAGGGAAAGUCUCGCAGGUCUGAAGAGGAGCAUUUGAGCAGGGAUGAAAAACGAGCUAGAGCAUUGAAUAUUCCCAUCACCGUGGAUGAUAUCAUUAAUCUGCCUAUGGACGAGUUUAACGAGCGCCUAUCCAAGUAUGACCUCAGCGAGGCUCAGCUUAGCCUCAUCAGGGACAUUCGGAGGCGAGGCAAAAAUAAAGUGGCUGCCCAAAAUUGCCGAAAGAGGAAACUCGACCAGAUUCUGAGCUUAGCCGACGAAGUGAAAGAAAUGAGGGACAGAAAAAUGUCCAUAAUGAAUGAACACAAAUAUUCUUUGGUGGAGUUGAAGCGAAUGCAGGACAAAUACCAACAACUGUAUAGACACGUAUUUCAGAAUUUACGUGACGCAGAUGGUAAUCAGUACUCGCCGUAUCAAUACAGCCUUCAGACAGCAGCCGAUGGAUCAAUUUUAAUGGUACCACGAUCAAGCAACGGGAUGAACGGCACAACAGAACGCAAAGACCCUCCACAGAAUCAAAAAGACUAAAACGUUAAUUUACUCUUGCUUUAACGUUUUCAAAAAUUCCUUAACCGUAUUUUCUGUUCAACUUGAAAUGAUUUCGUUCUUUCUUUGUUACGAGGUUCUCUCAAGCUUGCACAAGCGAGCCAGAUGCCGUCAGGUGUCGGCUUGAGAGAACCUUGCCAUUGUUUAAGCAUUUAUUUUUCGUGUAAUAUUUUUUAUGUUAAAAGAUGCAGAAUGAUAUAUUUUUAUAAAAACUUUCAGGUGAUGAAAAUGCCUUUUCAUAAAAAUUGUAAAUAUUAAAUAAGAUAAGUGAAUGAAGCAAUGUGGCUGACUGAAACAAAUGGCAUGGCUUCUGGGUGCAAUAAUGCAUUCUAGAUGCUUACUAUUUUUACACAAAAUUUCGUUAUCAACAGGCGUAUGUUUAUAGUAACUACAAUGAAAAGUUGUAAUGUAUUAAUCUGACAUUAGCCCUUAAACGCGCCUAAACCAUUAAGGUGUCAGGUUAAUAAUUGUAAAUUCUUUUUGGAUUUCGGGCUAUAAUACUUGUAAAUUAUUUUUGAUUUUCGUGCUAGAACUGCUUUGGUUCUAUUGAUUUUAUAAAUAAAACUUCUUAGUUUUUAGACUAUGGUGAGGCUCGUUUAAUCCAAGUUAGUUUUACUUUAGUUCAGCGUAGAUGUGUAUUAGUGGGAUCGAUUUAUUUAAUCAUCAUUAAGGAUGAUACUUAUGUGAUGUCUAAUCCCAUUUGGGUCAACCAGUUUAUUUUGUUCUGGAGAAAUUAGCAGUACUUUAAAGAGAAUGUAGAAAAAGUAGUUUAAUUUUUUAUAAGAAUCUAGUUUUUGUACAUUGUAUAGUAGUGGGAAUCAAGUUAAACCACUCUGCUCCUUAUUAAUUUUAAACUACUCUUGACCAUCUCAGAAGAGUAAUCACUGAAUUGUACAAGGUUUAACUAAGUAAAAUUAAGUUGUGAAUGUCUAUAGAAUAGUUAUUGGGAUUGUUAGCUUAAUAGGCAAUGGUUUUUUUAGGCAACUUGUAUUAUUGCUUAAUAUUUCGACAUAUAAUGCUUUUAGUGUCAUAACUUUAUUGAAUAUCAUAACGUAGUCGACAUACAUAAUCUUCUGCUGAUUCUAAUUUGGCUAAAACUAGAUAACCAGUACAAAUAUUUGGCACAUUUUAUCAUCACUUUUUUCUAUUUUUUAUUUGUUUUCAACAUUGUAGUUUGUGCCAAUAGUACAACGAUCUCUUAAAUCUAUUGUAUAAAAACAGAUCUGGUAAACAUUUUCUCUGCCGUCAAAGUAAUAGAAUGAGAACACGUUGCACAUCUUUAUCGGUUUCCCUUGUACACGUAAUGGAAAAAGUGCUUGCUUUGUCAGAAAAAAUAUCGUUUACCACACCUGCAUAUACCUGUUUUAUGUAAACAGCGUUAAAAAAAUUGUUUAGGUUCCAGCAAAAUUGCUGAAGAUUACUUCGGGUAGGUUUAUUUUCAACUUAUAAUAUUUUGUAAAUAAAAUCAUAAAUUAAAAAAGCU